GGCGCCUCUGGUUGUCAGUCACCAAAAUAACAAACGUCAAAUUUUAAUGUUUUUUAAGGCGUAAAAGCGCAACAAAAAGUGAUGGCUUUAAGUAAUAUCGUAUUGCUUAGCCAAAUCGCCGGUUAUGUGAUAGCUUUUAUCUUAUCGUUAUGCAUAGUUGUUCCUAUGAGUUUGCACCAGGAUGAAUUCAGGGGUCAUUGCUUGUUGUUUUCGACCGGCGUGUGGCAGGAGGCCGACGGCCAGUUGAAAGUCGACUGGGCUUCGCAGUGCUACUGCAACUACACGAUUUUUGUAGGCGUGUUGUUAUGUUUAGUCUCAAUCGUGCAAAUCUAUCGCUUGUCGCUGUUCUUGUACAAAGGCACCGAUAGCAGUUUUUUGUCCGCGUUCUUUGACGUCCUCACAGGCAUUAUUUUGUGCGGCAUGACCAUAAUCGCAGCUUUGAUGAUUACUUUGGGGUUCAUGGUGUGGUGCCAGAACAUGACCCAACGAUUCCCCUCGUGCGAAUUAGCAGCUGGUCAAGCGAUUGAUAAACAGGACGGUAUUAACACCACCAAUUUUUACAUCGAGUUGGGGACUGCACAGUUUGGCGUUUGGGGCUCCUUUGCCACGUGGGUGGGGCUGUCCGUGUUCGCACUUUUGAAGCUGUGCCGCUACCACCAGUUGGAAAAUAUCAGAGUGUCAAUGUACAGAGAACGGCAGAGACUGAUCAACGAAAACUCAGAGUCGCCUGGAAGCUCGCUAGGUCGUGAGUCCACACACAGUCAAGACACCACGGCCACAGCCGCCGAGUGAUUAGUUUCCGGCGUCUUGAGGUGUCCUUAUUUUAUAAUUUACGCAAUAAUUCACAUCUCACUUCUCAUACAUAACACUGUGUACCAAAUAGUCGGUUUUAAUUGAGUAUAUUGUGAUAAUAUAAUAGAGAUUAGCGGCUUUUUCAAGUUGAUUUUAUAAGAAUAAAUCAUUUUAUUGGAAGAAA
Messenger RNA from Tribolium castaneum (red flour beetle), 976 nucleotides. RefSeq lists its product as uncharacterized. Bases 82 to 792 code for a protein of 236 amino acids. Lineage: Eukaryota; Metazoa; Arthropoda; Insecta; Coleoptera; Tenebrionidae. The transcript has 4 exons. The record is from RefSeq and is a predicted model, not a curated record.